Molecule: messenger RNA, 779 nt
Organism: Photinus pyralis (common eastern firefly)
Lineage: Eukaryota; Metazoa; Arthropoda; Insecta; Coleoptera; Lampyridae
Product: ferritin-1 heavy chain-like
Exons: 3
Coding region: 20-772 (250 amino acids)
Biological process (GO): intracellular iron ion homeostasis; iron ion transport
Cellular component (GO): cytoplasm
Molecular function (GO): ferrous iron binding; ferric iron binding
Source: RefSeq, a predicted model, not a curated record
CACAAAUUUCCUGUUUCCAAUGAAUUUAUUCAAGUUUCCCAAAUUCAGUCUUUUGAAACCGAAAAAUGCUCCAAAUGAUCUAUCGUGGAAAAUCUUUAAAUAUAUUAGCACAAUUACCUUUCCAGCGGAUUACUCACACCCACAUUUCUUCAGCUCAAAGGCAUCCGCUGGUAGCAUUGGCCGAUCAUCUUACCACGCCGAAGUGGAGAAGGCCGUAAAUGAGCAGAUUGUAGCCGAGUUUAACGCAAUGUACAUGUACUUAUCAAUGGCUAGUUACUUCGGCCGCACCGAUGUUGCUUUACCAGGCUGUUACGGGUUCUUCAUGGAUAUGCAUAUUGAGGAACACGAGCACGGAUUAAUUUUUCUAAAUUAUCAGAACAUGAGGGGUGGGAAAGUAGUUUUGGGUAACAUUCAAUUAGCGCCAGACAAAAUCUGUUGGGAUGGUAUUCGCUCUGCGUUUGCUACGGCUGCUGAAAUGGAAAAAUCGAUCAAAGACAAACUACUUGCAGUGAACUGCGUGGCUGAAAAGCACAGGGAUUACGGUGUAAUCGACUUAAUUACAAGCUAUUUUAUCCCAGCGCAGGAUCGAUCGAUAUGUGAAAUGUCUCGGUUGCUGCAAAGAAUAACUAAAAUGGGAAAAGAGGGUGUUGCAGAAUAUUUAUUCGACAAAGAGGUUCACACGGCGUUUGUACAGAAAGGGCCUAAACCAUACAUACCCGAUUAUCCAAACGCAGAAAAGGACGCUGCUAAUAAAAAAGAUUUGUACAUUUAAUGCUACA